AUGCUUCGACAUCGUGAAAAUAUCAGUGUGGCGAAAGAAAAACGAGCAGCGAAGACGAUUGCCGUCAUAAUAUUUGUGUUCACAUUUUGUUGGUUACCGUUCUUCUGUGCCUAUGUGAUUCUUCCGUUCUGCGAAACCUGUACACUUCAUCCAAAAGUGAAUCAAGCCUUCACAUGGUUGGGUUAUAUCAAUUCAUCAUUAAAUCCAUUUCUCUACGGUAUUCUCAAUUUGGAAUUUCGUCGGGCAUUCAAGAAAAUCCUCUGCCCAAAGGCCGUACUUGAACAACGACGACGACGUUUAAGUGCUCAGCCUUAG
Molecule: messenger RNA, 315 nt
Organism: Angiostrongylus costaricensis
Lineage: Eukaryota; Metazoa; Nematoda; Chromadorea; Rhabditida; Metastrongylidae
Source: the annotation of a GenBank genome assembly